Messenger RNA from Cynocephalus volans (Philippine flying lemur), 1238 nucleotides. RefSeq names its product tyrosyl-DNA phosphodiesterase 2 (gene TDP2). Bases 116 to 1204 code for a protein of 362 amino acids. Gene Ontology annotation, cellular component: cytoplasm; PML body. The transcript is spliced from 7 exons. Gene Ontology annotation, biological process: double-strand break repair. Gene Ontology annotation, molecular function: protein binding; 5'-tyrosyl-DNA phosphodiesterase activity; single-stranded DNA binding. The record is from RefSeq and is a predicted model, not a curated record. Lineage: Eukaryota; Metazoa; Chordata; Mammalia; Dermoptera; Cynocephalidae.
GCACGUUUCCCAGCCGGGCGGUUGACGUAGGAGCGCCGGGACGGCAGGCGCACGCGCAGAGCCGGGCGUCGGCUACUUGUCCCGCGUCACGGGGCGGUGAAGAGAAGGGAAGCGGAUGGAGCCCGGGAGCGGUCCAGAGGAUGGGUCGGAGGUGGCGCGGGAAGACGGAGAGCCCGAGGUGAAGAAGCGGCGACUUCUGUGUGUGGAGUUUGCUUCGGUCGCGAGUUGCGACGCCGCCGUGGCUCAGUGCUACUUAGCCGAGAACGACUGGGAGAUGGAAAGAGCGCUGAACUCCUACUUCGAGCCACCGCUGGUGGAGAGCGCCUCGGAAAGCCACCGUGAGACCCCCUCCGAGCCCGAGACGUGUGUUGACCUAACCAAUGAAGAAACAACUGAUUCCAGUACUUCUAAAAUCAGCUCUUCUGAAAAUACUCAGCAAGAAAAUGGCAGCAUGUUCUCUUUCAUUACCUGGAAUAUUGAUGGAUUGGAUCUAAACAAUCUGCAAGAGAGGGCUCGAGGGGUGUGUUCUUAUUUAGCUUUGUACAGCCCAGAUGUGGUAUUUCUACAGGAAGUUAUACCCCCAUAUUAUAGUUACCUAAAGAAGAGAACAAGUAAUUAUGAGAUUAUUACAGGUCAUGAAGAAGGAUAUUUCACAGCCAUAAUGUUGAAGAAAUCAAGAAUGAAACUAAAAAGCCAAGAGAUUAUUCCUUUUCCAGAUACCAAAAUGAUGAGAAACCUUUUGUGUGUGCAUGUGAGUGUGUCGGGUAAUGAACUUUGCCUUAUGACUUCCCAUUUGGAGAGCACCAGAGGGCAUGCAAAGGAACGAAUGAAUCAGUUAAAAAUGGUUUUGAAGAAGAUGCAAGAGGCACCAGACUCUGCUACAGUUAUAUUUGCUGGAGAUACAAAUUUAAGGGAUCAAGAAGUUACCAAAUGUGGUGGUUUACCCAAUGACAUUUUGGAUGUCUGGGAGUUUUUGGGCAAACCUAAGCAUUGCCAGUAUACAUGGGAUACACAAAUGAACUCUAAUCUUGGAAUAACUGCUACUUGUAAACUUCGUUUUGAUAGAAUAUUUUUCAGAGCAGCAGCAGAAGAGGGCCACAUUAUUCCCCGAAGUUUGGACCUCCUUGGGUUGGAAAAACUGGACUGUGGUAGAUUUCCUAGUGAUCACUGGGGUCUUCUGUGCAACUUAGAUGUAAUAUUGUGAAAUGCUUUUCAAAUACAAAUUUUAAAUGUUCUGA